UUCCGUUAACAAAUUCAACGUUUGCCAAUGAAAAUCUUCACCUUUCGCGAGUUGACGCUUGAGAGAAGGAUUCACGAUCGAGUCUCUGAUUUAUGACCAACGACUCGUUCUAGACCGGACCUCGUGCACAGUCGUACAUUGCUAUCUCGUCCCUCAGUCGUCGCGGGAGCCAAGAUGUCGUCGGAGGCUUGCGAUGCCAGCUAUGACAAAGAGCACCCGAGAAACCUUAUUCCAGAACUCUGCCGGCAGUUUUAUCAUCUCGGAUGGGUGACCGGCACCGGCGGCGGUAUCUCCAUAAAACACGAAGACAAGAUCUACAUAGCUCCUUCCGGCGUCCAGAAGGAGCGUAUGGUGCCCAACGACAUGUUCGUGCAGGACAUCGACGGCACGGAUUUGGAACUGCCGCCGGCGGAGAAGAAGCUGAAGAAGUCGCAGUGCACCCCGCUGUUUAUGUGCGCGUAUCUGAGAAGGCACGCCGGCGCCGUGAUCCACACGCAUUCCAAGUUCGCCGUGAUGGCGACGCUACUGUGGCCUGGGAAAGAGGUCAGACUCACCCAUCUCGAGAUGAUAAAAGGCAUAUGGAAUCAGAAAGAGGGCAGAGCGUAUCGUUACGACGAGGAGCUGGUGAUACCGAUCAUAGAGAACACUCCCUUCGAGAGGGACCUGCGGGACGACUUGGACAAGACUAUCGUUCGUUACCCCGAGACGUGCGCGGUAUUGGUACGCAGGCAUGGGAUUUACGUGUGGGGCGAUUCUUGGCAACAGGCAAAAACUAUGACGGAAUGUUACGAUUAUUUGCUCGACAUUGCGGUUCAAAUGAAACAGUGUGGAUUAGAUCCGUCGAUAACCCCGGCUGAUCACGAGUUAAAAUAUCAGGCAAAUAGUACAUCAGAAGCCAGUCGUCAGUAAUUUUAAUAGAAAAUUAAUUCUUCCUGCCAAUAUUCUCUGUGCCAUGAUACCAUAAUCCCAUGUACUUUUAAGCUAUGUACACUUUUCAGAUAUUACAUGUAUAUAAAAAUUGAGAUAAAAAUAAAUUAUAAAAUUCUAAUUUUA
Molecule: messenger RNA, 1053 nt
Organism: Vollenhovia emeryi
Lineage: Eukaryota; Metazoa; Arthropoda; Insecta; Hymenoptera; Formicidae
Product: probable methylthioribulose-1-phosphate dehydratase
Exons: 6
Coding region: 175-909 (244 amino acids)
Cellular component (GO): cytoplasm
Molecular function (GO): metal ion binding; methylthioribulose 1-phosphate dehydratase activity
Source: RefSeq, a predicted model, not a curated record